GUGUCAGUUUAAAAGGUUCAACCAACAAAGGUACAGCUGCAUCUACAUACGGUUAUGGCAAGAAGGACGAGCUAGAAGAACCAAAGUCAGCCCUGCGAAUGACACCGACGGCGAAAAAACUGUCCUCUCGGGAAAUGGAUCUAAUGAAUAUAAGUCGUCCGUCUGAUGACCUUACACAGUCGAAUGGCUUCAAAGAUAAAGAUCCAGACUGCCAAAGUGGUUCAGACACAGAGGAAGAACCGUUGCUCAGAGAAAACCCCAGACGGUUUGUCAUCUUCCCCAUCCAGUACCCCGACAUCUGGAAGAUGUACAAGCAGGCGCAAGCCUCUUUCUGGACGGUGGAGGAGGUUGAUCUAUCCAAAGACCUGGCACACUGGGACCGCUUGAAACCCGAAGAGAAACAUUUCAUCUCCCAUGUCCUCGCCUUCUUUGCUGCCAGUGAUGGCAUCGUCAAUGAGAACCUGGUGCAGAGGUUUAGCCAGGAGGUGCAGCUCCCUGAAGCACGCUCCUUCUACAGCUUCCAGAUCCUCAUAGAGACUGUUCAUUCAGAGAUGUAUAGCAUGCUCAUCAACACUUACAUUAGGGACCUGAAGGACAGGGACUAUUUGUUUAACGCCAUUCAGACCAUGCCCUGUGUGAAACGAAAAGCAGACUGGGCCCUGCAGUGGAUAAAUGACAGCAAAUCCACAUUUGGCGAGCGAAUUGUGGCUUUUGCAGCUGUGGAGGGAAUCUUCUUCUCUGGCUCAUUCGCUGCCAUCUAUUGGCUCAAGAAGAGAGGCCUAAUGCCCGGGCUUACUUAUUCCAAUGAGCUGAUAAGCAGGGAUGAGGGCCUGCACUGUAACUUUGCCUGCCUGCUGUACAGCUACCUGGUGAGAAAGCCAUCAGAGGACAGAGUGAAGGACAUCAUCACCAAAGCUGUUAGCAUUGAGCAGGAGUUUUUGACAGAGGCCUUGCCAGUGGAUCUCAUUGGAAUCAACAGCUGUCUGAUGAAACAGUACAUCGAGUUUGUGGCUGACCGGCUUCUCACUGACCUCGGACUGGCUAAGGUUUACCAAGCAGAGAAUCCUUUCGACUUCAUGGAGUCCAUUUCACUAGAGGGGAAAACCAACUUCUUUGAGAAACGAGUAGCAGAGUAUCAGAGAUUUGGAGUUAUGUCGAGCAUGAUGGACUGUGAAUUCACAUUAGAUGCAGACUUCUGAAACUGAGAUGACAUUCAGUUACAUGCCUGUUACAUUUGACCUAUAUAUUUAUUUGUUUUAUACAGUUGUUGGCAAGAGAAACCCCAACAGAUUAAAGCAACAUUAGUUGGAAUUACAUCUUGAGUAAUUAAUUAGCAACUAAUACAGUUUGCAAAGUGGAAAAAAGUUCAGAUAAUGCCUAUUUUUGACAGUGCAGAACAGGUAAACCCCCAGUUUUGGUUAAUAACAAUAAUAUAAAUAUAAAUAUGAAAAAAUGAGUGAGGUGACAAGGAGCAGCUAUUUUGUUACUUCAUUUUACACUAAAAAAAUAAAUAACUAAAUUCUAUUUUAUUGAGUGUACAGGUCUGGGUGCUGGCUUACAUGGUGAACGGUUUUAGGAUUUUGUCAUUUUUAAUGUAAAAUAAAAUUUUCUAAAAUAAAA
Messenger RNA from Toxotes jaculatrix (banded archerfish), 1620 nucleotides. It is a transcript of the gene rrm2b, whose product is annotated as ribonucleotide reductase M2 b. Lineage: Eukaryota; Metazoa; Chordata; Actinopteri; Toxotidae. Gene Ontology annotation, molecular function: ribonucleoside-diphosphate reductase activity, thioredoxin disulfide as acceptor. The record is from RefSeq and is a predicted model, not a curated record. Gene Ontology annotation, biological process: deoxyribonucleotide biosynthetic process. The coding region runs from base 99 to 1199 and encodes 366 amino acids. The transcript is spliced from 9 exons. Gene Ontology annotation, cellular component: cytosol.